Messenger RNA from Letharia lupina, 2190 nucleotides. RefSeq lists its product as uncharacterized. The transcript has 5 exons. The record is from RefSeq and is a predicted model, not a curated record. Gene Ontology annotation, cellular component: phagophore assembly site; cytoplasm. Gene Ontology annotation, molecular function: Atg8 activating enzyme activity; Atg12 activating enzyme activity. Bases 1 to 2190 code for a protein of 729 amino acids. NCBI's taxonomy places the organism in Eukaryota, Fungi, Ascomycota, Lecanoromycetes, Lecanorales, Parmeliaceae. Gene Ontology annotation, biological process: autophagy of mitochondrion; C-terminal protein lipidation; protein modification by small protein conjugation.
AUGUUGAAGUUCGCGACCUUCACCUCAGACAUCGAACUGCCCUUCUACACGUCUCUCGCUUCUCAUAAGAUCAAUCAUGAUAAGCUCGACGACUCGGCUAGAAGGCUUCUUGGACUAUAUGAGAUUAGAUCGAGCGAUUCGCCAGAGGCUUCAUGUCGCCUGCAGAUUCAUGGCAACGCGCUAACGAGUGAUGCUGUCCCGGCGGGCUUUUGUCGAGCUGAAGGCAUGAUCAAAAAUUUCAACACAAUCGAAGAUUAUAGAAGUCUAGACAAGGGAGCGGUAUUAUCGCAGGCAGCUUGCACCAUCUGGGAUGCGAUUAAUGAUGGCACGAUAUACUCAUGCCCUUCGCUACUCGCCUCCUUCACUGCGAUCUGCUUUGCAGACCUCAAGAAAUACAAGUUCACCUACCUCUUCGCUUUUCCAGCUCUCCACUCAGACUCCCCUUGGAGACUAGUACCCAAUGUGGGAUCGCGUCUGGGAUUGGAUGAAGGUAGUCAUGGAGAAGGCGAUGCGAUUAUUCACAUGACAGGUGAAGAGACGGCAGCACUAGUGGACUCCGUACAGACCUGGCGAUAUAGAGUUGAUGCGCGGCAGCACGGCUUCUUUCUUGCCAAGAAACGACGGCCAAGCUCGUUCGUCGGGUACACUCGUAAAGGUGAAGCAACUGAAGAUGGUAGUGGCCUGGACGAUGAGACUGGUUAUAGGCCAACAACCCCUGGGACACCCGGGGACAAACUGGGAUUCACUUGGGCUGUCGGGUCGCUGAUAGAUUAUGAGCGCGAGUUCUUUGAAGACAUACCCGAAGAGGAUCGAUUCGUCGGUUUCACGGAUCCCUCUACGUACCCAACGUAUCCGGGCUGGAUGCUACGAAAUCUACUGAUUCUAAUACGCAGGCGAUGGAAGACGGACAGGGUCCAGAUCAUAUGUUAUAGAGAUGUCCAAGCGCGCCGGGACGAAGCAAAAAGUAUCAUACUUCCAUUGGUGCUGGAAGCCAGUGAUGCAUCUACCUCAUCCGCUCAGAACUCUUCACUUUCAGACAAGAUGCCAAAAGUAACAGGCUGGGAGCGUAACAGCGCAGGUAAAGUGAUGAGUCGGAUUGCAAAUCUAGGGGAAUACAUGGACCCUCAAAGAUUGGCCGAUCAAGCUGUUGAUCUGAACUUAAAGCUUAUCAAAUGGCGCAUUGCACCGGGGCUGGACCUGGACAAAAUCAAAGACACGAAAUGUUUACUUCUAGGGGCAGGGACAUUGGGCAGCUAUGUUGCGCGCAAUCUUAUGGGUUGGGGCGUUCGAAAGAUCACUUUCGUUGAUAAUGGUUCCGUGUCAUUCUCCAACCCUGUUCGCCAACCGCUCUUUGAUUUCGAGGAUUGUCUUGGUGGCGGAGCAAAAAAGGCAGUCCGAGCAUCACAAGCGCUGAAGGAGAUAUACCCCGGGGUCGAUUCGAGCGGCUACGUGAUGUCAGUUCCUAUGGCGGGCCACCCUAUCAUGGACGAAGCGGUUGUCAAGUCAGAGUUUGAGACCUUACAGCAGCUCAUCGAAGAACAUGACGCCAUCUUUUUGCUCAUGGACACCCGUGAAAGUCGAUGGCUGCCGACGGUUAUGGGCAAAGCAGCAAAUAAAAUAGUCAUGAACGCGGCGUUGGGUUUCGACUCCUUCGUUGUCAUGCGGCAUGGUAUGAGCAGCUCCAGCCCGGGGCAAGAGUUGGGUUGUUACUUCUGUAAUGAUGUUGUAGCUCCGGCAGAUUCGGUGACAGAUCGAACUCUUGACCAGCAGUGCACAGUUACCCGUCCCGGGAUUGCAGCGAUAGCUUCUGCAAUGCUCGUCGAGAUCCUUGUGUCCUUAAUACAACAUCCAUUAGGAGCCUCCGCUCCAGCGUCAUCCGAUACAACGGAGGACCGUGGAGAUCAUCCUCUAGGUCUCGUGCCUCAUCAGAUUCGUGGCUAUCUAUCAAAUUUCCAGAACAUCAUGAUAAAGGGCAAAAGCUACGACUGCUGCAGCGCUUGCUCGGACAACAUCACUGGGGCUUUCAAAUCUGAGGGUUGGCAAUUUGUAAGGAAAGCACUCAAUGAGAAAGGCUUCGUCGAGGAUCUCAGCGGAUUAGCAGAGGUCCAGCGAUCAGCAGAGAAAGCACUGGCCGAGAUGGAAUGGAGCGACGAAGGAGAGAACGAGGAAGGUGAAGGCGAGAUAAUCUGA